CCUUUUCUCUCGCUAGCCCUUCAACCAUACAACAUGGACAAGUUGCAGCCAGUGAAACUCGCCAAAGUAAGCCGUUAAAUGAGUUAAAUUGGGGGGAAAACAUUUACUGCGCUUAUAUAGUGCUUCUCUGGAUAGCUUUAAUCGAAUAUUAUAUGUACAUUUUCACACAUUUGAUUUUUAAAAGAGUAUUACUGACUAUCGAGAAUAGGUUAACACACGACGGAAGUGUUAAAAUUGACUGAAAAUCUUUUUUUAAAGACACCGAUAUGUUUACUGACGAGUUAAUCUUUAGACAAAAAAAUCUUAUUACUUAACAAUUAUAUUAAAAAUUCUUAGAGUGGCCUUGUUUAGCAUUAUUCACAGAUGGAGCUCAAUUUAGUCAUUUAGAAUAAGUUUUAAAAAAAAUAUAUUCCACGGUUGAGUUGGGCAUGAUCAGCACUUGACAGCAGUGAGUGCCAUUUUCCAAAUAUAGAAAUAUAUUUAAUUUUUUUUUUAUAUUUCUCCACGACCAAGCAAAUUAGUUAAAAAUUUAGUUGGAAUAGAAGAAAUACUUUCCUGUCUAUCUCUCUGAACUGUUGCUUCCUUACAUCCCCACAAGACAACUACGCUCUUCCAUUGACAAUAGAACCCUCUCAAUCCCAAGAACCAAAACUAAGACCAUUGGUGAACGCUCCUUCUACUUCCAUGGACCCACAUUCUGGAACCAGCUCCCCUUCCAUAUCCGUCAUUGUGAAACCUCGUCCACUUUCAAAAAGUCCCUUAAAACCCAUCUGUUUAGGUCCGCCUAUGACCUGUGAUGCACCCUCCUUGCCCUGCCUCAUUUUCUGUCUCGGGUUGAUCCUGUAGUUUAGGCCAAAACGUGCCGAAGUGUCCUCGUUUUAUAGCCAUUUUAAUUGUUUCUAUAGUAUAGUAGUUACUAUCCUAGUGUCUCAUUUUUAUUUUACUUAGUUUAGAUGUUUUUAAUAAUUGUAAAGCGCUUAGAGCUUUAAGGUAAGCACUAUAUAAAAAUGCCUAAAUAAAUAAAUACACAAUUUGCAUAAUAAUGGAACAAUAACAAUUUUUAAAAACUUUUUUGUAACCUUCUGUCCCCUAAAACUUAAAACCGUUAUCCCAUCCAGAUACAGAUAACUACAGAUAAGUUUGCGUCUUGGACGGGGGGUUGUGGGAGUGUGUGUAACAUUUGAUCACUGUUGGUGAAAGUGCACUCUCUCAAAGUUGUGGGCUAACAUGCAGUCAGUGGUGGGGCCUGUAAUUUGUAAUGUUAAAAUUUAGCUAUGUAUUUUAUAUACCGAUAAGUAUUUUCGCUCACUUUUUUAAUUUUUUUUCUGAGAGAGGGUGGAGGGGUCUCCCCUCCCUAGUAUUUAUUUUGUUUAUUUUUGUAUUGAAAUGGGGAGGGGGGGGUCCCUCCCCUGAAAAUUAUGUUGAAAUUUCCUGUAAAGAGUGACAUUUUAUAGUCUAAAGGAAAAGCAUUCUGAUACUUUGUUUUCAUCCAAUAAAAAUACAGCACUAUCAGCCUGGAUGAGUUUCUCUUUUUUUAUUUCUUUUGAACCUUUAAGUUUUAAGUUCAAUUUUAAGAUAAACGGAAUGGAAAAUUUCCCUUUAAUUUUAACUUAUUUCAUAUUAACUGUUUCAAUUGCCAGAUUAUGAUUUUGUCACAAAUAAUGCUCAGUGAAGAACGGGCGAUGUAUCAUUCUCAUCGCUCAGGUCCUAAUGUUGGUCCUGAAACAGACAUUCAAUAUUUUAUUCGUGUAUCGUUGAAGAUACAACAGCUGAAUUUUCAUCCAACCAUUAUAGUUUCUGGUGGAUAGGCAAAAUCCAAUUCUUGGAUGUAUCGCCAUCACAUUUUUUCAUGCACUUAGUUUCUUAUAGCCAGUUAUAGUCACUGGAACAUCUAAAAUUUGGGGAGGGAAGAAAAUGAAAGUUUUAAAAAUUCAUAUAUACACCAGAUCCAUACAAUCGGUUAACUGCUUUCAACUUAGCUGAUGGGUUUCAGUUCCGAUGCAAUGCCAAACUAAUCUACACAAAAAAAGAGCUUAUUUAGUUUUAGAACACUAUACCAUUGUUUCAAAUUGAGUAUUUAACACCUAGUAGAUCAUGGAUUUUUUAAAAUUCAUUGUAUAUGUUAGAUAUUUAAGACUUCCAAAAGCAGAAACAAAAUAUUGUAGUCUUAAUAUGUUAUAAAAGUAUACAUUUGAAUUUUGUGUUGGAUAAUGUUUUUGAGCAUCAUUUAUGUACUUUUUUUUUAGUUUUUUCAUUAAAGUUUUGUCUCUUUUCUUUAGGUAUUGAAAGUCCUUGGACGCACUGGAUCCCAAGGACAGUGUACUCAGGUAUUGAGCUGUUUGUGUUCAGGAUAUAAAUUAUAAUUUUACAUGUUUUCUUGGUUUAAAGUUUUAUCUUCUCUUGUCAUAUACAAUCUUUUUUUUACACAGCUUUCUUGCAUUUUAAGUUUCACCUAAUUUUUUUCAAUAAUUCUAAAAAUAGUUUGUCUGAUGUGUAUGCCAACAUAUAGUAUUUAAAAUUUUUAUUUAAAAAAACAGGUUCGAGUAGAAUUUUUGGACGAUUCAAACCGAUCCAUCAUUAGAAAUGUCAAGGGACCUGUACGUGAAGGUGACAUUCUCACACUUCUCGAGUCUGAAAGAGAAGCAAGAAGGUUAAGAUAA
This is a messenger RNA of Lymnaea stagnalis (great pond snail), 2660 nucleotides long. The record is from the annotation of a GenBank genome assembly. Lineage: Eukaryota; Metazoa; Mollusca; Gastropoda; Lymnaeidae.